Eleginops maclovinus (Patagonian blennie) is the source of this 3067-nucleotide messenger RNA. It is a transcript of the gene fmoda, whose product is annotated as fibromodulin a. Lineage: Eukaryota; Metazoa; Chordata; Actinopteri; Perciformes; Eleginopidae. The record is from RefSeq and is a predicted model, not a curated record. Bases 120 to 1163 code for a protein of 347 amino acids. The transcript has 6 exons. Gene Ontology annotation, molecular function: protein binding.
UUUUCACAAAGUGUUUGUCAGAGUCCCCUUCAGUCCUGAGCUCACUUUGAAAAACAGAAAGGGGACAAGGAGGGCGAGCCUUGGUUCAGAUUACAGUGAAGAUUUGUCUGGCUGUGAACAUGCGUGUGGUGAUAGUCUUCCUCUUGUCUGCCCUAAUUCCCCUCUAUCACUGCCAAUCACACGACCCCUUCGCCUGGCUGUAUGGCUCGCAGAGCCACAGAUUUGGCUCCCUGCAGGGAGACACCAAUGGAGGGCAGUGUCCAGAUGAGUGUGACUGCCCCCCGACCUUCCCAGUUGCCAUGUACUGUGAUGGGCGGGGCCUGACAGCCAUGCCCAGAAUCCCCUCCCGUGUGAAGUACUUGUACCUGCAAAACAAUGCCAUCACAGCUGUGCCAGACUCAGCUCUCAAAAAUGCAACAAAUCUGGUGUGGCUCAUGAUGCACAGCAACCAACUGACAUCUGGCUCCAUUGGCAAGAAGGCCUUUCAGCAUAUGGAGGGACUGGAGCGUUUGUAUCUACAGCACAACAAUCUGACAGCCUUUCCUUCCAACCUCCCUCGCACCCUGCGAGACCUCAGAAUCAACCACAACAAGAUUGAAAAGGUAACACCUGCAGACUUAGAUGGAAUGGAUAACCUCACCAUCCUGUAUCUCCAUGACAACUCUGUCACUGACUUGGGCUCAUCACUGAAGUCACUCAAAUCCCUCAUGCUGCUGGACAUCAGUGACAACAAAUUGACAAAGGUCCCAGAGGCACUCCCCGAGCAUCUGCACCAGCUCUACAUGCAGUCCAACUCCAUUGAUUCUCUGCCAGACGGCUUCCUGGGCAGUUUCACUCAGCUGCAGUACAUCAGGAUAGCUCACAAUCAGCUGACAGACAAGGGUAUCCCUGCCAACACCUUUAAUGUGACCGGGCUGGUGGAGCUGGACCUGAGCUACAAUAAACUGGAGAGAAUCCCCCCUGUGAGCACCACACUGCAGCAUCUGUACCUGCAGGCCAACCAGAUCAAAGAGUUCACUCUGGGCAGUUUCUGCAGCAUUGUGGAUGUGACCAACUUCUCCAAACUACUUACGCUGCGACUGGAUGGAAAUGAGAUCAGUCGCCAGGACAUCCCGACAGAGUCAGCCCUCUGCUUGCGCCUGGCAAACAAUAUAGAGGUCUAACUGUACCUAUGAUGUGUGGCCCUUUUCAGCAUGAACCAACAGUGCGACACAUUAUACUUGUGAGUUGCCAAAACCCAAAAACAGCAGGGGCAAUUACAUAAUUUUAUAAUGAGCAGUUGGCAGCAGUUCUUACCGUAAUAUCCAUUAUUCACAACAGACAAAUUACAAAGAGACUCUAAAUGUUAAGAGUUACAAGUCUGGUUUGGAUAAAAUGUAAGUUGAUCUUAAAUAAAGGGAGAUGAGCCCUCUGCAUUAUGAUACAGUGUAUAAGCCUAGUAACUGAGAUAUUGUAGGAGCCAUAUUAUGACGUUUCUUUUUGGUAUUAAAAAUGUUCUGACCCUGAUCCUCUCUUUGUGUUGCUUUGAGGAUCAAUGAUCUUUGUAAUCUCUUCCUACAAAGCAUGCCUUCCGUUGUUUGUCUGAUAAGUUGAUGGUAACAUUGUUAUGUAUCAUGUGUUUAUUGUUUAUUUUUAAAUCAUUAGCUUUUGCUGUGAAUGACAAUAUCUGUAUCACCAACUCCCACAGUGAUGUAUUAUCGUGGAUGGGUGCAUAAUACUUUCUUUGUGGUAAGUGCUGUGACUGUUUCUAUAAAAAAAUCCACCUGUUUCAGAAUGUAGUCACCUUUUCUUAGAGACAGGGGUGGACAUUUAUAUUUGGGAAAUAUUUUCGCACUGUACUGUAAUGAAUCACACAUAAAAAGGGCUUAUGAUUUACCACUAUUGACUUACUGUAUGCAUUACAUGGCUUUGUCAAUUUACUGACAAAUGUUUAAAAGCCUAUUGCAGAAUUACUAAACAUUGAAAACAUUAAAAAGACCACUUGGUUGGGCAUCAAAAGGACUAGGAAAAAUUCAAGAUUUGUAUAUGCCCAAUUCGGAUAACAUGUUAUCAUUCGAACAAAUUAGGCAUAAAUAUGACAUAGAUAAAAAAUAUUUCUUUAAAUUCCUCCAGCUUAGGGAUUACAUUAGGACGAGCCAAAACAGUCUUUUAACCAGACCUCCAAUUUCUGAUUUGGAAAAAAUUGUGUCUAAGGACAGUUUAAGUAAAGGUGCUAUAGCAGAGUUGUAUAACUAUUUGUUAUCAAAUUCGGUUGAAAAUGCAAAUCAUAAACGAGAAGCAUGGAGGGAAGAUCUAGGCACAGAUAUAUCACUAAGGGACUGGCAAUCUAUAUGUACUAAGGCUCACACCCAAUCAAUCAACACUCGAUUUAGACUAUUGCAGUAUAAGUGGUUGAUGAGAGUUUAUAUUACGCCAGUUAAAUUAAAUAAAUACAAUAAGAAUAUCCCAGAUGUGUGUACAAAAUGUACUGAGGUGAAGGGGACAUUAUUUCAUUGUGUAUGGCAAUGUAGCAAGAUAAAAUCUUUUUGGGAGGAGGUUAAAACAGCAAUAGAAAAAAUGAUUUCAAAAAAUAUUCCAAUGGAUCCUGCAUUUUUUGUCUUAGGACUUUACCCAAAAGGUCACAAAUAUAAUAAAAGUGAACAAAUAUUAAUAGAUAUGUGUUUGUUGCACGCCAAAAGAUCCAUUGCAAUGUUUUGGAAAAAGAUCAGCAGACCAAAUGUUACAUAUUGGGUGAAACAAAUGCUCACAACUUUUCCUUUGGAGAGAGUGACAUAUAUACGAAAAGGAAGACAGGAUAUGUUUGAGAAGAUAUGGGAACCGUUCAAGGUGUUUGUUAAUGGUGUUGAUCUGACAAUUGACAAUGAAGAGGCAUAAGUAGUUGGUUAUGUAAACCUUGUAACAGACUUAAUGAGUUCAAUACCCGCAAUUAUAGGAAGACAGUAAAUUCUGUACAAAUGUUUUGUGGCUGAGAAGUGGAUGUUUGUGAUAUUUGUGAUGUGUAUGUGUAUUGUUCGUUUGUAAUGUGGUUUUGUAAUGUAAGAAAAUGUCAAUAAAUAUAUUGUUGUAA